Molecule: messenger RNA, 549 nt
Organism: Rhopilema esculentum
Lineage: Eukaryota; Metazoa; Cnidaria; Scyphozoa; Rhizostomeae; Rhizostomatidae
Product: histone H3.4
Cellular component (GO): nucleosome
Molecular function (GO): DNA binding; structural constituent of chromatin; protein heterodimerization activity
Source: RefSeq, a predicted model, not a curated record
AUGGUGCGAAUGAAACAAAGUGUAAAGAGAAGAACACUGUACAUUAGCCCAUUGGUCAGACCUGGGAUAAUCGAUGGGAGAAACACGUCAAGACCGAUCAGUCCUUGGAGGCAGAAAAACGAGAGCUGGAGACCUAAAAGAGACAAGGACGCGAAGAAUGAGCUGAAUGUAAUUUUGAGAAAAGCGUGUAAACUUGAAGCACUGCACAGUAACACAAAUGAGAAAAAAUGUAUAAAUCUCUCAGGACGAUUUAGGCGGUUUAGGCCAUCAAGAGACGCCCUGAAAGAAAUACGCAAAUAUCAGAGAGCUGUGUACCAUCUCAUUCCAAGAAUUUCCUUUCAACGACUAGUAAAACAGAUUACGUCAUAUAUAAGCAAGGAAAUGCGUUUCAAGACCGAUGCAUUACUGGCAUUGCAAGAAGCAUCUGAGAGCUAUUUAGUUGGACUGUUCAAGGACACAAAUUUAUGCGCUCUGCAUGGCGGCAGAGUAACUGUGAUGCAAAAGGAUCUCCAUUUAGCAAUGAGAAUACGCGGUGAAAAGUUGCUAUAG